AUGACGCUCCGCACGGUCGCCCGCUGCUGCUUCUACGCCUCGCUGCUCGGCGUUGCGCUCCUCCUCGCCGCCGCGGUGGCCACCCGCCCUGCCGUUGGCGCAACGAUGUCUGACACGCUUGCCGCCGCCAUCGCGGACGGCGCUAGGGGCGGGCUGAGGCUCGGCAGGUACGCCAGGGACAGAGCCGUCGGCGCCGUGCCCCCCGCGGCGCGGCCCCACGUCCAUCAGUUUCUUGCGGGAGCGACCUCCGUGGCGCUAGUGGGGCCUGGACUCCGCUUCAUGCCGGGCCCGCCGGCGGCAGCGGCGCCCUCGGCAACGUCCUCCGGGACCGCGGCGCCGUUGAUGAACUUCGUCAGGGCCGUUGCGGCGCAGCCGGUGGAGAAGCUCUUCUACGCGUUGGGCGGUAUUCUGGUGGAGUUGCUGCUCCUGCGCCUGCUAGUGAGCCCGCCGCGGCUUCCCUCCUUCGCGGGGACCACGCGUGGCGACAAGGCGAACGCGCGCAGGACGCUGCCGCAGCGACUCUUCUCCACCCACGCCGGCUGGGGGCUGCUCGUCCUGUGCGUCGCCGUCCCCAACGGCGUGGUCGAGGCGGGGCUGAUAAUCGCCAUGCUCACCCGUCUGCCGCUCGAGACCUACGCCCCAGCACUAGUGAUCGGCAAACUCGCACAGCCGUACUUCGCCGCCGCCCUGCGCGAGCUGCCGUGUGUGCGGCGGCUGAUGCAAACGACCUUCUGGUUCGCGGUGGGGACGGAGAAGGCUGCCGCCAGCGUCCUCCGCUUCGCUGCUGCCGCUGCAAAAGACGGUGGUGGAGGUGGCGCUGUGGGUGACGGUCGUGGCACUCGUCCUGCUGCUCGUCGCCCGGCUCGUGUGUGCCAAGCCAGCCACGGCAGUCGAAGAGGACGAGGACGGGGAUGCCCUGAUGAGCGACGAUGA
This is a messenger RNA of Trypanosoma conorhini, 933 nucleotides long. RefSeq lists its product as uncharacterized. The transcript has a single exon. Lineage: Eukaryota; Euglenozoa; Kinetoplastea; Trypanosomatida; Trypanosomatidae. The coding region runs from base 1 to 933 and encodes 310 amino acids. The record is from RefSeq and is a predicted model, not a curated record.